Messenger RNA from Struthio camelus australis, 626 nucleotides. Lineage: Eukaryota; Metazoa; Chordata; Aves; Struthioniformes; Struthionidae. The record is from RefSeq and is a predicted model, not a curated record.
CAACCGGACACACCACCAUGGCUGCGCCCGCAACCCGACACCCCUGCCUGCGGCACAGCACCCCGGUCCUCCUGCUCCUCCUGCCCGCUCUCAGCGCGGCCCUCAGAUGCGCCAACCUUCGCACCCAACAGAGCACCUUCAACUGGGACAGCCUCCAGCUCCUCCACGCCAUGGCUCCCAGCCCGCCUCAGCCCUGCGCCCAACACGACCCACCUUUCCCCUUCCCCGACACCCUCCUGGCAAUCCAGUCCCCACAACAAGCCACCGCCGCCAUCCUCCGCGUCCUCCAGCACCUCUUCACCACUCUCAGCAACGAAAACACCCCCGCGCACUGGGACAGCCAAGCCCACCAACAGCUCCUCAACCAGCUCCACGACCAAAUCCAACUCCUCCAGCAAUGCCUCCCUCGCGCCGACGCGGAUGUCAAAAGCCAAGGGCCCCGCAACGCCUGGCUCACCAUCAACGGGUACUUCCGGCGCAUCCAGGACUUCCUCCGCACAAACCACCACAGCCCCUGCGCCUGGGACAAAGUCGGCCUCGAAGCUCGCGCCUCCUUCCAGCGCAUCCACAACCUCACCCGCACCCUGGCAGAUUAGCCACAACGCCUCCUCACCGCAACCGCGCAU